Molecule: messenger RNA, 2143 nt
Organism: Perca flavescens (yellow perch)
Lineage: Eukaryota; Metazoa; Chordata; Actinopteri; Perciformes; Percidae
Product: cell division control protein 42 homolog
Exons: 6
Coding region: 191-766 (191 amino acids)
Biological process (GO): small GTPase-mediated signal transduction
Molecular function (GO): GTPase activity; GTP binding
Source: RefSeq, a predicted model, not a curated record
AAUGUUUUACUUUGAAGGUAAUGUCCGGUAUUAUUCUCUCUAGCUUGAUAGUUGAAGUCUCAGCUUGUCACUGUAGCAAGUUGCUGAUCGCUGGUGCCAACGCCCGGCGAAAUAUACAGCUAACGUUAGCUAGCAGAGAUACGGAGGGACAUCGCUAACGUUAUUGCCAGCAGAAUCAGAAAGUACAGAGAUGCAGACUAUCAAAUGUGUGGUGGUGGGUGAUGGAGCAGUGGGAAAAACCUGCCUAUUGAUUUCAUACACCACCAACAAAUUCCCCUCCGAAUAUGUACCUACAGUUUUUGACAACUAUGCAGUAACUGUAAUGAUUGGGGGUGAACCAUACACCCUUGGCUUAUUUGAUACAGCAGGUCAGGAGGAUUAUGACAGGUUACGACCACUAAGCUACCCACAGACAGAUGUCUUCUUAGUCUGUUUCUCUGUUGUUUCACCGUCCUCGUUUGAGAAUGUUAAAGAAAAGUGGGUUCCUGAAAUAACUCACCACUGUCCCAAGACCCCGUUCCUGUUGGUAGGCACUCAGAUCGACCUGCGUGAUGACCCCUCCACAGUGGAGAAGCUAGCCAAGAACAAACAGAAGCCUAUCACCCCUGAGACAGCAGAAAAGCUGGCUCGUGACCUUAAGGCAGUCAAAUAUGUUGAGUGCUCAGCCCUAACACAGAAAGGAUUAAAGAAUGUGUUUGAUGAGGCAAUACUGGCUGCCCUGGAGCCUCCUGAACCUAAGAAAAGACGUAAAUGUGUUCUGCUCUAAGUGUCGUCGCAGCCUUCUCAACACCAGUUUCCAAAUCUAGGUUAACAGUACUGAAGAGGUUUGUUGCACAAGCACAUUCCAACAUGAGUUAAUAUAUUAUGAAAUAUUUGCCUUCUGACUGACUUAACCUAAAUACAUAUUCAAUGUGUUGAACGUGAUUUUUAAGAUUGAGUAACAUUUGAUGCUGUUUGUGAUGAUGUGAUGGCAUUGAAAUGAUCUUACAUGUUGAAUCAGUUUACAGUAUAUCAACAAACUGUAGGCGACAUUUCAGUCAGACCACAUUGUUUAAUUUUGCAGAAGUGCUAUUCCAAAAGAACGGACUAUGAAAUGGUAUUUUAAUAGAUCUCGUGUUUUAUUGACUGCCCUGUGAAACGCAAACAAGCUGAUAUUGGGUUAGUGAGCUACUCCAAUUAUGUCUUAGUAUACUCUACAUCCGUUUUUUUUUUUUACUUGUCAAGUAAUUCCCUUAAAGUUUUUAUAUAUUGGCAUAGAACGCCAGUAUUUUGUUUUCUAAACAUUUCUUUAAGAAUGAUACAUUUCUCAAAAGGUCAAUAGAAGUUGCUGUAUUUUUCUCAUUUUUGACAUUUUGAUAUCUUCAUGUUCAUUGUCAGCAUAGCCUCCAGGGGGAUCUAAGGAAUAUUUGACUGAGUAUGACAUUUCUAGGCUAUGCUCUAUCAUAGUUCUAGUUUGCCAAAACAUAACCUGAUAAAUUGACACUUGUCAAAGUAGAGAUCCACGAAGGCUGACAAAUGAUGGCAGAAAUGUAUGGAGUUUUAAAUGAAACGUUAACACUUCAUUGGAAGUCAUUUAUCACAAAUAGCCACGCAAGGAGUUGGAGCACAACAAUUUCCCAGUCAUUUCCUUUUUCUGACAGGAGUGAGUUAACAAGAAGGUGAUGUGUGUCCUGAAUGCUCAACUGUUGCAAUAGCUGAAACGUUGUAGGAGCAUUCUGCUUAUAACCCCAGGCUAAUACACUAUUUUGUAAACCGAACAUACUUGCUGCUGAAGUUGGAAAGUAACACGUUGUGCCAGAUCUUAGAAAAUGCUAUACAUAGUUUGAAACCCUGUGAAGAUUUUGGAGUGACAGUACUAGCACCAUUUGCAUUUGUCUUGCCAUGCCUGGAUGAUGGGCUGGAAUUUGACUUGUAAAUACAGUGAGAAUAAUUCAUAACUUAUUGACUGAAUACAAUGUGUGCGUUACUGAUACAGAUAUGUAGAGGAGCUGAGAUGACAGUGAAAUCAAAAUGACCAGGAAAAUGUUGAGAACAAGGACUCUUUGGUCUUUAUUCAAUUUGACAUCAAAGUUGUUGUGUAUCUUGCUUGUGAUAAAGCAUUACAAUAAACCAGUAUUAUGAAUAAACUUAACUUCAAAUACUA